AUGGCCGGCGUGACGGAUCAAGCCGGCAUCACGCUCAACCUGGCACAACAGGCUCAGCUAGCUACCGAUCUACGGAAAGCCAUCAACGAGUGUAGUGAGAGGGGCCUCUACAAUGCGGCCAAAUGGGCAAACGAGAUGCUAGUCUCCAUCCCGGCUUCAGGGCGAGCCGCCAGUACCUCCAAACCCACCUCUUCCUCUUCAACCCGAUCCCGUCGUCCUUCUGACAUCAGUCACCAUUUAGGGGUGGACGAGAGCAUGCUAGAUCCAUCCUCCAUCCUCUCUCUCCACCCUCACCCUUCCUCCAAACGAGGUCAACGCGGACUCGAGCCCGAACUCGAAUCCCAAGUCGAAGCUUCGGAAUCCGACAUGUACGCCCUUGCGAAAUGUUAUUUCGAUACGAAAGAGCUGGAAAGGUGUAAGAGGGUCUUGCAAGGGUGUAGGAGCAAAAAGGCGAUGUUCUUGCGGUUGUAUGCGGUCUACCUUGCGGCGGAUAAAAAGGCUCAGGAGAUGAUGCCUCACUUCAUGGGCGACGAGAUCAAUACCUUGACUCCGCACGUCGUGCCAAUCCUGGAUCAGCUCGAGGGAGAGGACGACUCGUACCUCUUAUACCUGAAAGGGAUCCUAUAUCAACGCAUCGGACAGCGAGACCUGGCGCUCGAGUGUUUCAUCCAAUCUACUCGAGCAAACCAGUACAACUGGAGUUGUUGGCUCAGUAUCGCCGCUUGCGUCUCUUCCACGACCGAGUUCUCAAAGAUCAAGGCGCUCUUGCCGCAAGGCCAGAUGUUCCUUUUCUUUGCCGUCACUGUCAUGCUCGACUUGCACUCUGCCACGGAACACAUGCUCGAGACGGUCGAAGAGCUUCAAGCGAAUUAUCCUACUAGCGUGCAUUUGAUGGCACAGAGAGCGCUGGUAUUGUACCACAUGCGAGACUUCGAAGCAGCAGAGAGAGCGUUCGACGAGGUCCGAAAGAUCGACCCGUUCAGGUUGGACGAGAUCGAGAUUUACUCGAACAUGUUGUACGUCAUGGGCAAGAAGGCCAAGCUAGGUCAGAUGGCGCACGAGUAUGCGCAGGUCAACAAGAAUAGAGCCGAAGUGUGCUGUCUAAUCGGAAACUACUAUUCUGCCCGAGAAGAGCACACCAAGGCCAUUCAGUAUUUCCGCCGGUCCCUAUUACUCAAUAGGGAUUACUUGCCCGCCUGGACAUUGCUGGGCCACGAAUUCGUCGAGUUGAAGAACAGUCAUGCCGCGAUCGAGGCGUACCGAAGGGCGAUCGACAUCAAUCCCAAGGAUUACCGAGCUUGGUAUGGUCUGGGUCAGACGUACGAGUUGCUGGAUAUGCCUGAAUAUGCUAUCCAGUAUUACAAUCGGGCAACCGCGCUCAGACCCUACGACUGCCGAAUGUGGAGCGCAUUGGCAUGCGUUUACGAGAACCUUAAGCGUAUUCCGGAUGCCAUUCAAUGCAGUAACCGAGCGCUUCUAGGUGCAGAUCCAUCUCAGACGCUCACUAUCCUAAGAAACAUCGCCAAACUCCACGAUAGCCAGGGGCACUAUGCAGAAGCCGCCAAAAGUAACCGCCAGAUCAUCCAGAUCGCAGAGUUGCAGGAACUGAACCAGGGCGAGAUCGCGGCGAAUUACCUGUACGUCGCGCAAUACGAGCUCGACAUGCUCGACCGCAAGCGAGACGCAACGGACAUCAAGCCUGGGGUACCGUUUGAGAAACAGCCUCGACCGACGAACGGGAAGGGGAAAUCGAUCGAAGGUACCAGGGUCAACAGGGAUCUGGCGAGCGCUCUAGUCCUAUUUAAAAAGGUCAUCGAGAGCAACGCGCCGGAGAAGGAGUUUGCCGAAGAGGAUCUGCGAUAUAUACGCAGACGACAAGAGGCCGUCGAUUUGAAUGUCGAAAUGGACGGCCAACCGGAUCACGGGGCUACAUGA
This is a messenger RNA of Filobasidium floriforme, 1935 nucleotides long. RefSeq names its product anaphase promoting complex subunit 8. Gene Ontology annotation, cellular component: anaphase-promoting complex. Gene Ontology annotation, biological process: cell division. Gene Ontology annotation, molecular function: protein binding. Bases 1 to 1935 code for a protein of 644 amino acids. The record is from RefSeq and is a predicted model, not a curated record. The transcript has 12 exons. NCBI's taxonomy places the organism in Eukaryota, Fungi, Basidiomycota, Tremellomycetes, Filobasidiales, Filobasidiaceae.